This is a messenger RNA of Culex quinquefasciatus (southern house mosquito), 1742 nucleotides long. RefSeq lists its product as uncharacterized. Gene Ontology annotation, biological process: regulation of transcription by RNA polymerase II. The record is from RefSeq and is a predicted model, not a curated record. NCBI's taxonomy places the organism in Eukaryota, Metazoa, Arthropoda, Insecta, Diptera, Culicidae. The coding region runs from base 752 to 1711 and encodes 319 amino acids. The transcript has 4 exons. Gene Ontology annotation, cellular component: transcription regulator complex; nucleus.
ACUGGAUGAUUUAGAGGGGUACCGGAACAAGCGACCGAACGUGACGCAGUGCAGGAACUGCUUGUAGCUGGGUCAUGGAACUAGAAACUGUCACAUCAAGGGGAUGUGCGACAACUGUGGAGGUCCCUACAAGACGGACGAGUGCAAAGUCUAAGUUGCCCCAAGCGUGCAGGCGUCGAAACCAAACCCAUAGACCGUACGGAAAGCGGAGAAGCAGAUUCCAGCAGUUCCGGUGUUCACUCCGACGGAGUUCCCUCCGCUGCCGGGUGCAGUCCCGGACGGAAAACGAAGGAUCGCUCUCGACCCGCAGGAAGCAGCAAAGGAAGCACUGGCUCUACAGUUCGGCUGAGCUGCGGCACAUUUUCUCCGAGUACAGCGCCAGGUUUAAGAACUAUAAGACCCGCUUGGACCAAGUAGCACUUGUCAGUUACAUGAUAUGUAUUAUAUAUUAGAUGUUGACCGAUCCUCGGGAAUAAAUGACCUGCUGUGAUUCAAGCGAUCUGUACGUAACCCGUUACUGAGAAACUGGGGAGACCUGAUCUGAAGUACAACGCGAAUCAUCUGAUUCGUUUUGGCAUGGCUGACUGACGAUUGAUCGGUUCAGGAUUGCUGAAGAGCCUUGUGAACUCAAACGAGUAACGAUGUCAAAAUCCGGUGCAAUUUAUUUUGUGGGGAGAUUCAAGAGGGAUAUUCAAGCUGAUCUUAAUCCACACUAAAGAAGCGUUCCGGAUCGAGCUGCGAUUAAGCAGGGAUGUUGGAGGCAACGCCCAAAGAAUGCAAAGCCCGCUGGCAAACCAUGCGGUGCCGCUACACAGAUUUCAUACGCAACGGCAGCCGCAUGAAACCCGCCGGAAUUGAGCCGCAUCUAGACUUUCUGAUCCCGGACGUAAAGCUGGAACCAUCCGCGGAGGAAACUACCGCGAGCGGUACCCUAGCCGACAGCUUGGAGUACUACGCAAGGCUGGCCAGCAUCGUGCGGCACCAUCCGGUGUUGUACGAUGGCGCCUACUCGAACAGCAAGCUCGAUCCGAUUUGGCAACAGGUGGCGGAAGCGAUCGGAGGUGCCGGAAAGGCGUCGUCCUGGGCAGAACUUAAGGUGCAGUGGCGGAAUUUGAGACAUCGGUACACGAUGUUCUUGAAGAAUGGGGUUAAAAUUAAACCGUACGGGAUUGAGUCUUACCUGGAGUUUCUGGAGCCCUACUUGAAGUUUUGGCGUGAAACUCCGGAGAAUAGUCUGGAGUACAACGUGCGGUUGGUGGGUGUCAUCCGCGAGCAUGGGUGUCUUUACAACGGACAACGGGAUGGUUCCAAGCCGGCGGCUUGGGAGGACGUUGCCAACCGAAUGGGGACAUCUAUUGAUUGGUGUCAAACCCGGUGGACCAGGUUCCGAGAGCGGUACUCCCGCUUUCUGCUGGACGGAACCCGGAUGAAACCGGUCGGCAUCGAGGCACAUCUGGCCUUUCUGAAUCCCUUCCUGCGGGCGAAGCGAGCUGGGCCUCCUCGGAAGAAGCUUUGCCAAGGGGAAGAGCGCGGGUUGAACGCACCAGCAGCGAUUGUCGAGCGGUUCAGGUACCUCCGGUACGACGAAAGCGAUGAGGAUGUGCUGUUUUUGCUACGAUUCGUGCAGGAUAUGGCACGGAUGGACGCGAAGCGGAAGAGCGCGUUCAUGGUGGGCGCGAAAAAGGCUGUGCAGAGUUGUUUGCGGAAGUAGGGAAGUGAAUAAAUCGGGUUGAAAGUUUGUA